Heterostelium album PN500 is the source of this 2088-nucleotide messenger RNA. Its product is annotated as OPT family oligopeptide transporter. Lineage: Eukaryota; Evosea; Eumycetozoa; Acytosteliales; Acytosteliaceae. The transcript is spliced from 2 exons. Gene Ontology annotation, cellular component: membrane. Gene Ontology annotation, molecular function: oligopeptide transmembrane transporter activity. Bases 1 to 2088 code for a protein of 695 amino acids. The record is from RefSeq and is a predicted model, not a curated record.
AUGAGUAGAUAUAGUGAUGGUGAAAAUGAAGAACACCAUUUAAACGUUGAACAGAAUGCAAGUAUUUUGCAUACACCAUCCAUGUAUUCAUCUGUCGGUGGUGAUGACGAUGUUUCUGCUGAAAGAGAUCUAUUGGAGAACGAUGAUGAUGAUGAUGUCGACCAAGAUAAAGAUCAUCUAUAUAAAAGAUCAAAUGUUGGAUACGACGACGACGACGAUAUCAACUUAGAUCAUUACAACAAUGACAAAGCGAAACUAUCACAAAAUAUAUUCAAAGAUGAGAGUUUACCUCAGCUUACAGUUCGAGCAAGUGUUGUUGGAAUUGCAGUUGGUGCUCUUAUGUGUUUUAGUAAUAUGUAUUUUGGAUUGCAAGCGGGUUGGGUAACGAUGGGAUCACUGCAGUCUACGCUGUUGGGUUUUUUGGUGUUUAGAUUGCUGCAGAAAAAGUUGAGUCGACAUUUCAAUCAUUUCGAGAACGUGCUGCUGCAGACGAUAGCUGUGGCCACUGCUACGAUGCCGCUGGCCGGUGGAUUCGUUGCCGUCAUCCCGGCGAUGAAGAAGAUGUGGCGUGAAGACCACCCAAACCAAGACUACCCUUCGUAUUUCUCGUGGUGGUCGCUGUUGCUGUGGUCACUGGGUCUGGCGUUUUUCGGUGUAUUCUUUGCGGUGCCGCUCCGCAAACAGAAUAUCAUUGUCGAGAAACUAAAGUUCCCAUCGGGAACUGCAACCGCUCAGAUGAUUCGCGUGCUUCACCAGCUCGAUGACGAUCAAGUGCAUACCGAGCUACUAAAGGUAAACAGCGAAUCGACAUCGGAAACCAUCACAAGCUCAAAGGAUUUCGAUAGGAAGUUCAAGAUUCUCUUUAUUUCAUUCGGUGUUUCCGCCGCCUAUAAGCUGCUGGGCUAUUUCUUCCCGGUGGUAGAGGAGAUUCCACUGUUUGGAACGUAUCUUCAGAGCACUUGGCAUUGGGCGUUGACACCAUCUCCAAGCUACAUCGGACAAGGUAUGAUUAUGGGAACGAAAACCGGUAUUUCGCUGAUGAUCGGUGCCAUUUUGGGAUGGGCAAUUCUCGGUCCGAUCGCACGAAACAAUGGAUGGGCAACCGGUAGUGUAACUUCAAUCGAUGGUGCCUCCGGUUGGACACUCUGGGUCGCUUUAUUUAUAAUGAUUUCGGAAUCACUCAUUUCACUGGCUAUUGUGCUUGUUCGUCAGCUUCUCAUUCGUUUUGGAUACCUGAGAAAUCAUCGGUCACCGGAGGAGAACGUCGAUCCCGCACCAGAGAGCCAGCAGGUUCCUCGAAAGUGGUGGAUCUCUGGAUUGGUCGUAUCGACCGUUCUCUGUGUGGCCAUAGUAUCUCCGUUGUUUGACGUGCCAGUCUAUCAGACUUUUAUCGCUGUGGUGCUGGCGAUGCUAACCAGUGUGUUGGCGGUGCGUGCACUCGGUGAAACCGACUUGAACCCGGUCAGUGGUAUCGGAAAGAUCAGUCAGAUAGUAUUUGCAUUCAUUGCCCGUCACAAUAUCCUUGCGAAUUUGGUUGCCGGUGCCGUUGCAGAGGCCGGCGCUCAGCAAGCCGGUGACAUGAUGCAGGAUCUCAAGACUGGACAUCUGCUGAAAGCAUCGCCACGCAUUCAAUUCUACGGUCAGUUGAUUGGUUCGUUCUUCUCGAUAUUCUUUGCUGUAGCUGCCUAUGAGCUGUACGACAAGGUCGGCAACAUGUCAGAGAAUGCACCGAUGGCGAAUGCCUGGCUUGGCAUGGCGAGGCUGGUCAAUGGAAACAACUUGGCGCCACAUGUACUACCUUUUUGUAUUGCUGCAGGUGUGAUCGUUUCAUUCAUUCCGAUUAUCGAAUCGAUAAACCCACACAUCGGUGAAUAUCUGCCAAGUGGUAUUGCAAUUGCCAUCGGUAUUUUAGUUAGACCCAACUACAUCAUUGCCAGAUGCAUUGGAACGGUCAUCAACUGGGUAUGGAAACGCUAUAGAUCCGAUACAUACAACGAGUAUAUGAUAGUAGUUGCAUCUGGUUUAGUAUUAGGUGAGGGUGUGACAUCUAUUUUCACCUCCUUACUUUCAAUCUUCCAUAAAUUUUAA